AUGGUCGCUCUUAACCAGGAGACGUUCACUGUCACUUCCUCAGAUGACGCUAACAACGGCCAAGUUGCAAAUGAGGACGUUGAUCUUCCCGAACUGAGCAUUGAACAAAAGAAGGAGGCACUGAAGGAUCUCCUCGCCCAAGGCAAACGCGACUUUAAAGCCGGCGAAUAUGAGUCAGCCGCCGAUAAGCUAAGCACUUGUGCUAACUAUUCUGCUGAGGUGUACGGGGUCUUCGCCAGCGAAUCAUUCGACCCGCAUUACUACUAUGGACAAUGCCUUAUUGAGUUGGGUCGCAUCGACGCCGACGUACUGAAGAAUGCACUCACUGAUAUACCUGAGAAUGAUGAAGAAGAGGAGGAGAAAGAAGAAACUGAAAAUGGAGAUGAUGGAGAAGAUAAGGAUGAGACCAUCGGCAAUCCUGAGAAACUUACUGAAAGCGAACGUGAAGAGAUCAGAGAGCAAGUUGAAGAAGCCCUUGCAGAAAAUGCUGAAGCGUUGGAAAAGGCGAAUGCCGAAGCCACUGGAGAUAGCGAAGUCACAACAACCAAUGAAGCUGAAUCUGAAAAAGAGGAGAAAUUGACUGAAGUAGAAUCGUCGGCUGAGUCGGAAGCUAAGCCUGCUGACGAAAAAUGUGAAACCCCUGAAGAGUCUGCGUGUGAAGGAAAAGUUGAAGAGGCUGCCGAAGCUGAAGAAAAGGCAGAAGAGGCUACAGAGGCUGAAGAAAAGGCAGAAGCUAGGGAACCCUCCGAAGAGGCCACCUCGGCUGAGAUAGCUGAAGAAGCCACGGAGCCAGCAACUGAAGUUUCAUCAGUUGAUGAAGAUGCAGAGCCAAUGGAUGCCGAUGGUGAUGCUGCAGAACCCACUGAGACAGAAGAAACCGAAGGUGAUACCAAGGAUGAUACAGAGGAAGAGCCCAGCAACUUCCAGACGGCUUGGGAGGUUCUUGAGGUUGCGCGUAAUAUUUGCGAUAAGCAGGAGCCUACAAAAGAAUGGGAGCUACGCAAGGCCGACGUUCUCUUUUCCCUAGCUGAGUGUUCUAUUGAAGAGGAGAAUUAUAAACAGGCUAUUGAUGACCUCACAAGUGCGCUCCAACUGCAACUUCUUCACCUUCCAGCGGGUGAUAGAGUUAUUGCACAAACGUAUGUGACAUUUGCUCGCGUUUACAAACUGGACAAAGACUUCGAACAAGCGUCAGAAUAUUAUCAGAAGGCAAAGCAAUGCCUUGAGCUCCGAAUCGAGUCCGUUGAGAAGAACUUGGCGGAUACGACUGAACCAGAAAAAGAAAAAGAAAAGGCAGACCUAGAAAAAGAACUUGUUGAUUUGAAGGGACUCAUCCCAGAUAUCCAGCUGAAAAUUCAGGAUGCAGAUGAGAGUGCGGCUACCCUUAAGAAAGCUGCAGAAGAACUGAAAACAGCUUUCGCCGCCACUAUACCUAAGCUUGCCGCCGUCAACGAGGAUACCCCAGUCAACGAUAUCUCGAACAUGAUUCGAAAGCCUGUUAAGAGAGCUGCUGAAACUGAGGCGGAAUUGGAGACAGCGAAAAAACCGAAAGCUGAUGACGAGCAAACGCCUGUAACUGAUGCUACAACUGCCUAG
Messenger RNA from Necator americanus (New World hookworm), 1596 nucleotides. RefSeq lists its product as uncharacterized. Gene Ontology annotation, cellular component: nucleoplasm. NCBI's taxonomy places the organism in Eukaryota, Metazoa, Nematoda, Chromadorea, Rhabditida, Ancylostomatidae. Gene Ontology annotation, biological process: CENP-A containing chromatin assembly; DNA replication-dependent chromatin assembly. The coding region runs from base 1 to 1596 and encodes 531 amino acids. The transcript has 10 exons. Gene Ontology annotation, molecular function: histone binding. The record is from RefSeq and is a predicted model, not a curated record.